CCUGCACUCUCGCCAUAUUUUCACUCCUGUCGAGACCCGCAGCCCGGUUUGCCACAAGGCUGAGCAGGAGAACCCUUCGCGCCACACAAUAUAAAGUGUGAAAAGGAUCACCUUCUGAGCUAAAGAGGGACAUCUGCAUUAGCUUCAUCACUUCACCCUACAACCAUGAACGUCUUCAGACUGAUAGGGGACCUCUCUCAUCUGGCUGCUAUCAUCAUCUUGCUGCUCAAAAUAUGGAAAAGCAGGUCAUGUGCAGGUAUCUCUGGAAAGAGCCAAAUCCUGUUUGCUAUUGUGUUCACCACACGCUACUUGGAUCUGCUCACCUCCUUCAUCUCCCUCUAUAACACAUGCAUGAAGGUGAUCUACAUCGGUUGUUCGUAUGCCACAGUCUACCUGAUCUACGGGAAAUUCAGGGCCACCUAUGACGGCAACCAUGACAGUUUCAGAGUGGAGUUCCUGGUCGUUCCCGUUGGAGGUCUCGCUGUUCUCAUCAACCACGACUUCUCUUUCCUGGAGAUCCUUUGGACAUUCUCCAUCUACCUGGAGUCGGUGGCAAUCCUGCCUCAGCUCUUCAUGAUCAGCAAGACUGGCGAGGCAGAGACGAUCACCACCCACUACCUGUUCUGCCUGGGCCUGUACCGAGCUCUCUAUCUCUUCAACUGGAUCUGGCGUUUCUACUUUGAGGGCUUCUUCGACAUGAUCGCUAUUGUGGCUGGCGUGGUCCAGACUAUCCUCUACUGUGACUUCUUCUACCUUUAUGUCACCAAAGUGUUGAAAGGCAAGAAGCUGAGUCUGCCAGCGUAAAACGUAGAGAAGGAGACAGCGGCUCCCAUCAGACUCAGGGGGGGGUGGAGAUGACAUCUUGGAAUCUCCUGACCUAUAACAGAGGAUGCCUGAGACAGACAGCCAACUAACAGGGAAAAACACUAGUCUUCUUGAUGAUUGCUGAUUGAACUGGUAAAUGCCAACAAACACCAGAGCUGAACAAAGAUCAUCCCAGACCAACCAUUGGAUUUCUGUGUUCAGCAUCUUGCCUUAAACGUAUUUUCAUUGCUGUUCAAAUAGGAGAAA
Molecule: messenger RNA, 1071 nt
Organism: Xiphias gladius (swordfish)
Lineage: Eukaryota; Metazoa; Chordata; Actinopteri; Istiophoriformes; Xiphiidae
Gene: kdelr2a
Product: KDEL endoplasmic reticulum protein retention receptor 2a
Exons: 5
Coding region: 166-804 (212 amino acids)
Biological process (GO): protein retention in ER lumen; endoplasmic reticulum to Golgi vesicle-mediated transport
Cellular component (GO): cis-Golgi network; endoplasmic reticulum; membrane
Molecular function (GO): ER lumen protein retrieval receptor activity
Source: RefSeq, a predicted model, not a curated record